AUGUUAUGCAGCCACAGUCAGACGUUAAGCAUGAAAAAGGCAGUCGAGGUGCAAGCCAAGGUCUUUUUGGGAUACUGAAGAUAGCUUCAUACACAUCGGCAAUCUUACCUGUGCAUAUCAGUGUUCAAUCAAAACUUGAGGAUCACCUGAAAUCACCCAUUGCCCCAGUGACAAGGUGCGAAAAUGCAUCUAGGUCAGCAAAACCCUGUGGUGGAUGGGUUAUCAUUAAAGGAACUGGGGGACAGUGUCCUGGUGGAGAUAGAGCUUCGAAGGAAAGGACUGCCAUUUCUCAAACAUGUGGAGUACCGUAUUAUUAGCAAGUGUUUCCAGAUCCCGGUUCAGCGCAGGUACAGUGAUUUUGAGGUCUUCCAUGGUCUGCUGCUGCAAAAGUUCAUCUACAGGAUGGUCCCGCCUCUGCCCCCCAAACGCAUCCUUAAAGGAGUUUUGAACUCAAUGUCAGACCGAGAGUUCAAUGAUAGCCGCCGCCGUGGUCUACAAAGGUUUAUGACCUUGGUGAUUAGACAUCCAGUCCUGGCAGGAGAUGAGCUGGUCAACAUCUUUCUGUCAGCAAGCAGUGCGGAGGUUCAAAAUAUGCUGCGUGAUGCAUAUAAAAAGACAGGUGAUGAGUUUCUGACCUCCCAAAUUGCCUUGCAUGGCAAGGUGUACCUACCUGAGGACAUACAGACCCAGGCUGCCGCUAAUCGAGAGGUCAUUGCAAAUAUCCACAGCAGCUUCAAUAAACUCAGAGAUGUAGCAGAGCGCAUGGCUCAGCGUUCACGGGCGAACUCAACAGAUCUGCUCAUGUUUGGCAAAGACCUGAGUGAACUGGGCUCGGACACAUCAGACCUGCCAGUGAAUGCUACAAUGAGCAAAGUAUGGAAAACACAGAGGAAGUCACUUGUAGAGCUGUCAGGAGAAUUUGGUCUUCUUGCCGACAAAGCUGCACACCAGGGCAGCAGAGAGGAGGAUGAGGUGGUGGAGAAACUGAACCUCCUCCUUGAACAGCUGCAGUCAUACAGAGACUUGUGUGAUCGUCAUGACAGUGGUGUGUUACUAGAGCAUCAGAGAGCGUUUGAAAAACGCAGCGGGCCUGUGGCUACACACUUAAAGUACCAGAACAGCAUUGAGCAACCAGAGUCUCGACUCUCACAGCAGGAGAACACAAUUAUCACCAUGGAGAUGAGGAGCUAUUUCUCCCUUUUGUGUCUGCAUCAAGAAACCCAGCUGGUCUUCACCUAUCUGCCUCUUGUGACUUCAAUACUGGGGACAUUUGUCCACUCACAAAUACAAGGACACAAAGAGAUGGGUGAUGUGUGGGGUGACCUUCAUCCAAAGCUGAAGGACCUUUUUGAAAGUGCUAAUGAAGCUUCCAUUCACUCUUCAUCUCAAACACACACCUCCAGAAGACAGAAGACCUGUGCCGUCAUUGGCCCCGCAUAACCAGGACAGCAAAUAUGAGAGAAAUUCCCAGCCUUUUCUCAAAUACCCAAGAACUCAGUGUAUUUCUUCAUGCCAUGUGUUUUCCUUCUCUUGACUGUUUAACACCUUUCUUCAUGACUUUUCCAGAUAUGUAAAUACAGAGAACAUAGUGGCCCCAAAACAUGUUUGAACAAAUAAAACAUAACUAAACAUUUCAUUAGAUACAAAAUAUAAGUGUAUGCUAACAAAUAAUGCAUUCAAAAUUAACUAAAUUUUUGUUAACAAUUUUUGCACAUACUUUUAAUCAGGAUUAUUAUACUCUACUAAAAAAGCAUAAGAU
Messenger RNA from Sinocyclocheilus anshuiensis, 1759 nucleotides. It is a transcript of the gene snx8b, whose product is annotated as sorting nexin 8b. Gene Ontology annotation, biological process: intracellular protein transport; early endosome to Golgi transport. The coding region runs from base 184 to 1440 and encodes 418 amino acids. The transcript is spliced from 12 exons. Gene Ontology annotation, molecular function: phosphatidylinositol binding. Gene Ontology annotation, cellular component: early endosome membrane. Lineage: Eukaryota; Metazoa; Chordata; Actinopteri; Cypriniformes; Cyprinidae. The record is from RefSeq and is a predicted model, not a curated record.